AUGCAAACGUCCGGAAUCGCACCGCGCGUCGUCGAUCAAGGGUGCGCCGAGGAAUCUCGCUUGGCCUUAGCUUGCGCCACCUCGCAGCCCGGUGUGGAUAAGUCGGCGUGUGACGACUUGUUCAAGGCGUACAAGGCGUGCAGAAAGCUGGAGGGGGAGCGAGUUGUGAGAGAACGCAGAGAAGGUCGGAGGAGCGCGUUCUGA
Molecule: messenger RNA, 204 nt
Organism: Ostreococcus tauri
Lineage: Eukaryota; Viridiplantae; Chlorophyta; Mamiellophyceae; Mamiellales; Bathycoccaceae
Product: CHCH
Exons: 1
Coding region: 1-204 (67 amino acids)
Source: RefSeq, a predicted model, not a curated record